AUGUAGACCCAAGUUCGAAUUCUUCAAACAUUGAACUCGGCACAAAAUCCCAUCCUUUUAAAUCCAUAGAUGAUCCCUUUAGAGAGAUUUUUAACUAUGGAGCCGAAUUAAAUGAAACCUUAUUUUGAUGAAUUCUAAUAGAUUUAGCAACAAAACUUGACAGAAAUAAGAAUUGUGCAGGGAGGCUACAAUAGAAAACCAAGUAACUUCAAUCCAACUAUCAAAAAUUCUCACUGGCUAAGUUAACCUUAUAAUUUGGAGAAAAGAAUCUCUGAGGGAAUUCUUUAAUAAUCAGCCAAAACAUCAACUAAAUAUAAAUUUGUGACUUAUAACGCAGGUCUUGUUGUUGAAGGUUUUAACUUUACAGAAUAUAGUUUCGUUGAUUCUACUACUAAUUCUCUUUUCUUCCCAACAUUUGGCGCUUAUAGAUGGAUUAACAUUACAAACUGCUAUUUUCAGCUCGAAUAACAAUUAGUUAUGACUCUUGAAGGAGGAAACAUUAAGAUAGAAAAUUCCACAAUCAAUGUGAUUACUUAAAACAGAAUAGUAAUAUACACAUCAAUGUCAGUUUGUUCUCUUUAUGAUAACUACGGAAUUGCAAAUAAUUAGAUCUGGAACAAUAACAUAUUCACUGGUUUAAAUAUUGGAGGCUAUACAGCUCUAAUUUAUACAUAGAACCAUUGCAAUUUCACUCUAAUUAACAACAGAUUUAUUGAUGUUCCUGGUUUGUUUGUAGUACAGAAGUUAAACAUGCAAAAUCUAAAACUAAUUUUUGCGAAUAACUAUUUUCAGGAAAUUCAAAAUGAUGUAGUGGAAACACCUGUCAUAACUCUGAAUGUACCGAACGUCAUCUUCAAAAAUAAUACAAUAAAGAAGUCUGUUGUACCUACAUUCAUAAGCCUAAUGGCUCAGAAUGCAAUAAUAACAAUAUUGAAUUCAAAUAAUGUAGACUUAUAUGAUAUCUAAGGGUUUAAUCUCAUUUUUAAGAGCAGCAAAUUUAUUAGUUGCACCUCGUCUACCAAUAUUAUGCUGAAAAACGUCGAUUUGAAAGACUCUAUUGCUAAUGAAAAUCAUAUAUUUUAUUUUUCCCAGACUAAAGAUGUUUUUUUCAAGAAUGUAACCAUAGCAAAUUUAACAAAUAAAAAUCCAGAACUGCUUGAGCCUUGGAAAUAAGGUGGCAGCAAAAUGACAUAUAAUUUUAGCGACUGGUCUCUGUUGAAUUCAACUUAUCAAUUAAUUUCGAUUGAGGCAAUCUUAGCUGAUAAAUACGAUCAAGAAGAGAUGAUAUUAUCAUUUGAGAAUAUCUAUUUGGAAAAUAUUAAACUUGGUGGAAAACAGUCAAUGUUAUAAACGUCUUCAUUCGUCUAUGAAUAGCUUGAGAUUAAUUUUAAAAACAGUGCGAUAAAAAACUGUCUGAUUGAUAUUGGAUCAUAUUUUGAGCACUUACACUCGGCAAAGGCAUUUAAUAUUUAGAAUCUAAGCUUUAUUGAGAAUUAAGGGCAAUUCAUGUCAAUGAAACCUUCACUAUCAGAUGAUUAUAGUUAACCUUAAAGAGUCUAUAUAGAAAAUUCAAACUUUUUAGCCAAUUACGCAGGUCAGACAGGAUUAAUAUAUCAUACUAAAAAUACAAACCUAGCAAUAUCUAGAUGUAGUUUCACUGAUAACUAUUCUAUUGGAAGAGGAUCAUUGGGGGUAUUUUAUACUCUUAAAAUCUUGGCUCGAUGGAGCUAGACUAAUGUAAUAUUACCUAGAAUUAUGGCCUAAAGGCUGGAUUAAUAUUUGACAUUAAUUCUUAAACUCCAAUCAAUAUCAAGGGAGGAAAUAUUCGAUUCGUAUCUAUUCAAGCAUUUCUCAACCUCAGUUGUCAGAAUUAAGAGUCUAAACUAUUUGAGCAAUAAUGGGUCAUUUCUCAGUAUACAGGAUUCUAUCGUCUUUAUGAAUGAUUCAAGUAUAGAGAACUCAAAGCAUAGUAGUAUAAAUAAUCCAAUGAAUUAAAUACUAAGAUCCUAAGUAUUGCUUAAAAAUUGCCUGAUUAAUAACAUCUUGCCAACCACAACAAAUAAAGCAAUCUUCUAUUCCUUUUAAAGUGAAAUAAUACUUGAAAAUUUUACAGCAGGUCAUUUUAACUAGAAUCUGCUUUAAGUAGAAUAAUCGUCAAUAAAAAUUAAUAAUUCUAGAUUCGAGAAUGCUACACUAGGUUACGAUGAAUUAGGCUUAGCUUUAAUUUUAUAUUAAAGUGAUGCAACGAUUUAAAACUCAAUGUUUAGAAAUCUACAUGCCUAAACUGGUUCUGCUAUAUAUUCUCACGAUAAAUAUUCCUCGACUAACUAGAAAAUGCUAAUGCUAUCAAAGUGCAUAUUUAUGUAAAACUUGGCAUUAAUCUAAGGUGGAUCUGUUUUUAUAUAAGACAUAGAUGCAUUAAUUGAAAAUAAUACCUUCGAAAGUAAUUUGGCUUAGCAGCAUGAUGGAGGAGCACUUAAUCUACAGUGCUCGACAUAUAGACCUCAAAGAGGUGCAAUAUACUACAAUUUAUACUCACCAAGUGGACUGAUGACAAACUCGUUUAAUGGCAACUAAGCAUUAUACGGAAACGAUUAUGGCUCAUAUCCGUUUAAGCUAAGUUUGAUAUAAUCUGCAUAGAUAUCUACUUAAAUGAUCAAAAGUAAUAAGAUAGAUUAAGACUUGGUUAGUGGAUAAAAACUAAACUAGACAGUUUAUAUUGGAAUAUUUGAUUAAAAUGACUAACUUGUGAAUAUAAAUAGUGAUUCAGAAGCACUUAUUACGAGUAAUGAUUUGAAAGUCUAACUUUCACUUAAUAAUAAGAUUGCUUCAAUCAAUGGAAUUUUCACAUUUCCCGAUUUAAUGAUAGUAGGAAAGCCAAACUAUCAAACAACCUUAAGGAUAUUGUCUUCUUCAAUCGAUUAGGAAUAGUAUCAGCUUGUCUCUAGUUCAGCUUAUUAAGAUCUUGUUAUUGAUGUGAAUUUCAGAUCUUGUAUCUCAGGGGAAAUAUCACAAAAUAGUAAGUGUAUUGAAUGUCCAAAAGGCUCUUAUUCCUUCAAUCCUGGAAAUCUAUAUUGUGAUAAAUGCUUUUAAAAUGGAAUUUGCCUUGGGGAGGAAAAUAUUCUUAAUGUUAAGAAGGCUAUGAAGGAAGACUUUGUCAAAUAUGUACUCGAGAUAUAAAUGGAAAAUUUUACGCAAAUUUUAAUAAGAAUACUGACAAAUUAUUUCCAUGCAACAUUGAUUGUUAAAGAAUUUGAUCUGAACUGGCCAUCAUAAGUGGAAUAAGCUCUAAAUUCAUUUUCAUUCCUUAGUAGCCAAUAAUAGAGCAUAUUUUCAUUUGAUUGCUUCUACUAAAAUACCCAAGAAUUAGGCAUGCCUAUAUUCUUCUUUAAAGUAUUAAUGUUUGGCUUAUUACCUAUCAUGUUGAGUCUCAUAAGUUCUAUGCUUUGGAUAGGCCUAUAUACCUAUAAAAAGUAUCUGUACGGGAAGGCUUUCAACUUAAAGUAGUACAUUACAGUUACAGCCUUUAUUUUUAUCUAUUUAUGCUAUCCAAUUAUAACCAAUCAGACAUUUGCCUUAUUCAGUUGUCUUUCUAUGGAUGAUUAAUAAGCUUAUUUGAAAUCAGACUAUAGCAUAAAAUGCUGGGUUGGGCAGCAUCAGACCAUGGCACUUUACAUAGGAUUAACUUACAUCAUAUUCUGGACUAUCAGUUUCCCACUGUAUGUUUUGUACUAACUAAAGAAACAUCACAAAAGCCUUAAUGAUAAAAAUUUAGUUGUCAAGUACGGUCUAUUUUUUGUUGGUCUUAAUGAUAAUGCAUUUUACUGGGAAAUUUUGAUAGUAAAUGCUAGGAAAAUUAUCUUUAUUCUGUGUGGCACAUUACUAUCAUCGAUUGUUUCAGAGGUUAAGGCUCUUAUUGGUAUCGCUGUAUUAAUAUCACAAGUUUAACUUAUUCAUUAUCAAAUGCCUUACAUCGACCCAAGAUUUAAUGAAGUCGAGAAACAGUCUAUAUUUGCUGCAACACUUACCCUAUAUGGUGGCAUGUUUUUCCUCCAGAGUGAAGUUUAGAUAAACAAUGAUGCACUUCUUUUCCUAUUUAUGGUUAUUCUAUUUUACAACAUUUUCUUCUUGGUCAAAUGGACUCACAGAUUCUUCUCUAUACUCUUGAGAAUUCACUAUGCAAAGUUAAUAAAAUUCUCAUGCUUUAAAUUCCUCAAGAACUUAAAAGUAAAAGACUACUAAGUUGAUUUGCAGGAAACUAUAUAAAAAGCAACAUACAUUGUUUCCCCUCGUAGAAAAGGAAAGUAUGCUCAUAUAAACAAUGAAUCCUUCGUCAGUCAAAGAUCAAAUUACAAUUCGAUCCCAAACCAAUAUGAAUAAAGUUUCACAAAUAGAGCAGUUUACUUAAUUCAGUCGCCAGUGGCAUUACUAACAAACAGAAGAAAAAGCAAGCUUAGUAUGGGUAGCUUUGCUCCAUCUAGUAGCAGGUUAAACACUCCAAAUACUCCAAUUAACAUCAGCAAUAAGAUAACUAACACUAAUAUCCAUGAUGGCACUGUUGAUCAAAACUUCUAAAAUUAUCAGAACAACAUGCUAUCGCCUAUGACAAUAAAUUAUAAAUACAAUCAGAGCAAGUUUAAAACACCCACUAAUAAUCACAAGCAUUCUGAUUUUAGAAAGAAAGACAAUCAGAGCUUCUAAAACAUGAGUCAGGCAUAGAUAUCUCCUAUGUUUAAGCCAGUAGUAGACAUCUCCUCUCAGCUCUGGAAGCAUAAUGAUGUUAUGAUUAUGGAGGAGUUCACUCUGAAUAAUUAUGAUUCGAAUGAUAAACCUAUCAGCAUGGCGUAUCAAUCUGCUGAUAGAUCAACCAACCAUCUUCGAAGCAUCUCUAAAGACUAUAAGACUAUUAAGAAAGAUCAAUAAGUGGUAAAAGAUGUGACAGUGGGUCCAUUUUAAGAAUUCGUGAAGAAGAGAUCUACUAUAGGCAAGGAUAAAGUCAUGAAAUUUGAGGAGAUCAAAUCAGAGGAGGAAGAAGAAAUUGAUAAGUUCUAGGAUACCCAGUGA
Messenger RNA from Stylonychia lemnae, 5064 nucleotides. The record is from the annotation of a GenBank genome assembly. Lineage: Eukaryota; Ciliophora; Spirotrichea; Sporadotrichida; Oxytrichidae.